AUGGAACUGGAUACCGGCUCUGCAGUGUCAGUGAUGGCGCACAGUGACUUUGUGCAGUACUUUGGAGACCAGAAGCUGAACUCGUCAUCUGUCCUCCUAAAGACAUAUACUGGAGAGAAAAUCAAGCCCCUCGGCGUAUUGCCGGUGGAGGUACAACACAAUGGCCAACAAUGCACAUUGGACUUGUACAUUGUAAAAAGAGGAGGACCAGCACUGUGGGGCCGAGACUGGCUGAGGAAAUUACAGCUGGAUUGGAAGUCCAUUAAAAGCCUGCAGGUGGCGCCAAACACCACCGACAAGUCCACAGAGGUCAAAUUGGAGACAGUCUUGGUGGCUGCAACGCCUGUAUUCCAAGAUGGAAUUGGGACAUUAAAAAACAUAAAGGGCAAAAUUGUUCUUCAAGACGGGGCCAUUCCACGUUUCCACAAAGCACGGCCAGUUCCGUACGCCAUACGACAGAAGGUGGAAGCGGAGCUGGACCGCCUAGAGGCCGACGGAAUCCUGUCUAAAGUUGACUGGAGCCCAUGGGCCACACCCAUUGUCCCAGUAGCAAAGAAGUCAGGGGCAGUGAGGGUGUGUGGGGACUUCAAAAUCACAAUCAAUCCUGUGCUACAAGCAGAACAAUAUCCACUUCCCAGGAUCGAGGACAUUUUUGCAAACCUGGCUGGUGGAAAGCGGUUCACCAAGGUGGACCUGGCGGAGGCCUAUCUACAGAUGGAGAUAGAGGAAGACUCGAAGAUGUUCCUGACCAUCAAUACUCUGAAGGGCUUGUACCGCUACAACAGGUUAGUGUUCGGAGUGGCCUCAGCCCCGGCUAUCUGGCAGCGUGCUAUGGAUCAGGUGUUGCAGGGGAUUCCAGGUACACAGUGUUACUUAGAUGAUAUAAUUGUGACUGGGGCCAACGAUAACGAACACCUGGAGAACCUCCAUAAGGUCUUACAGAGACUUCAAGAUUACGGACUCCGGGCUAGACGUGACAAGUGUGAGUUUUUCAAACCAUGUAUCACAUACUGCGGCCACACCAUUGAUGCACAGGGUUUGCAUAAAUGCAAAGAAAAGAUCAAUGCCGUCAUGAAGGCUCCUCAGCCACAGGAUGUACAGCAACUGAGAUCGUUCCUUGGAUUCAUCAACUACUACCACCGGUUCAUGCCUAACCUGUCUACAGUGCUCCAUCCUCUGAACGAACUACUCCAGGCAGAACGGAAAUGGAAAUGGACCAAGGAAUGCGAACAGGCCUUCCAGGAAGUGAAAAGGCUGGUGACAUCAGAGACAGUGCUCACACACUACGACCCGUCCUUGCCUGUGAAGUUGGCAUGCGACGCGUCACCGUAUGCGGCACGCAUGCAGCGUUGGGCCCUGUUCCUGGGAGGGCAUCGGUACAAGAUUGAAUUCAAGAGCACACUAAAUCACGCCAAUGCAGACGGGUUGUCUCGGUUGCCACUCGACACCGCAACAGGCACAAAAGGAGACAAAGAAUCAGUGGCGAUGUUCACGCUCAUGCAGAUCGAAAGCCUCCCAGUGACAGCGGAGAUGAUUGAGAGAGAGACCCGGAAAGAUGCGACUCUCUCACAAGUGUACAAAGCAACGCAGACAGGCUGGGCAGCUAGUGAAAGGUCUUUCCUCGCUCCAUAUUUCCAACGCCGGGAUGAGCUUGCUAUUGACUCUGGGUGCCUUAUGUGGGGAAUGAGGAUCAUCAUACCCACCAAGCAGAAGUUAGCCAACGUCCUGUUUGCCUACCGUAACGCCACUCAUGCUACUACUAACCGAACCCCUGCCAUGCUGUUCCUGGGACGGGGGCUGCGCUCAAGACUGGACCUGCUAAAGCCGAACCUGCGACGGACGGUAAUGGAUCGUCAGAUCAAGCAGGGUAAAGGGACUCACAAUAGAGAAACGCGUCAACUGGAAAUUGGACAGACUGUGCUUGCCAGGGAUUACCGUGGAGAACACAAGUGGAUUCCCGGUAUAAUCAGAGAGAGGCAAGGGCCCUUGUCCUACACUGUAGAAGUAGCUCCGGACACUAUCUGGCGACGCCACCUUGAUCAACUACGGGGGUCAGAGGUACGCACUGCAGCGGAGAUGGUGGAUCCUGCUGCUUCAUUCAUCGCUGCUCAGGGGGACCUGAGCCUGCCAACUGCCAGCGCUACUCCAGAGACCAUGAGCCUGCCUAGCUCCACCGCAGGCCAAGACAGCCGGAACCUGCAAAGCUCCGACAGCGACAUGGGGUGUCUGCCAAGCCCUGGUCCGCCCCUGACCCCACGCAUUGGUCUCCCUAGAGCUGGGGCGAGCCCGGCGGUUACACCUGAGAGACCUUAUCCAAUGCGUACUCACAGACCUCCCAAGAGACUAUCCUUUUAA
Messenger RNA from Knipowitschia caucasica, 2355 nucleotides. NCBI's taxonomy places the organism in Eukaryota, Metazoa, Chordata, Actinopteri, Gobiiformes, Gobiidae. The record is from the annotation of a GenBank genome assembly.